UCCGGUUUUGUCUCAACGGUGGCGGUAGUUGCUGCUCUGCUGCAGCCGCCAGCUGACAUUUGUACUGAGGAGGUGAGGUCAAAUUUGACUCUCUCUCUCUCUCUCUCUCUCCCUCUCUUUCUCGCUCCCCCUCCCUCUCUCCCCCCCUCCCUCUCUCGGUGUCUGUCUGUGAGAGAGGCUGCUAACUAGCGCAGAAUCAUCAUCAUCAUGGCGGAUCAAGGCGAAUCUCCGGCUCCCGUCCUCCACCCGCAACCAGCCCUGACAACCAGCUGGCCAAUUACCAGGGAGUCGUACGAGCUGCAGGAAGUCAUAGGCAGCGGGGCCACAGCUGUGGUGCAGGCAGCCCUCUGUACCCCCAGACAUGAGCGUGUCGCCAUAAAGAGAAUAAACUUGGAAAAAUGCCAGACCAGCAUGGAUGAGCUAUUGAAAGAAAUCCAAGCAAUGAGCCAGUGCUACCAUCCCAAUGUUGUCACCUACUACACCUCCUUUGUAGUGAAGGAUGAACUUUGGUUAGUUAUGAAGCUUCUGAGUGGAGGCUCUAUGUUGGAUAUAAUUAAGCACACAAACAAAGAAGAAGACAGAAAUCGAGCGCUAGAUGAGCCUAUCAUUGCUAGUAUAUUAAAAGAAGUCCUCGAGGGCCUGGACUAUCUGCACAGAAAUGGACAGAUUCACCGGGAUGUGAAAGCUGGGAACAUACUACUGGGAGAAGAUGGAUCUGUUCAGAUUGCAGAUUUUGGUGUAAGCGCAUUCCUAGCCACAGGCGGGGAUAUGACUAGAAACAAAGUACGAAAGACCUUUGUUGGCACGCCGUGCUGGAUGGCGCCGGAGGUGAUGGAACAGGUUCGAGGCUAUGAUUUCAAAGCAGAUAUAUGGAGUUUUGGAAUUACAGCCAUAGAGUUAGCAACAGGCUCUGCACCCUAUCACCGCUACCCUCCCAUGAAGGUUUUAAUGCUAACCCUACAGAACGAUCCACCCACUCUGGAGACGGGUAUAGAAGACAAGGAAGCGCUAAAAAGAUACGGCAAAUCGUUUAGGAAGCUAAUAACUAUGUGCCUUCAGAAGGAUCCCGCCAAAAGGCCGACAGCCGCAGAGCUUUUGAAGUGUAAAUUCUUCCAAAAAGCCAAGAACAGAGAAUAUCUGGUUGAAAAGCUUUUGUGUCGCGCACCAAAGAUUUCCCAGCGAGCGAAGAAGGUCAGGAGAGUCCCAGGCUCCAGUGGCCACCUGCACAAGACAGAGGAUGGAGACUGGGAGUGGAGCGACGACGAGCUGGACGAGAGCAGUGAGGAGGGCAAGGCAGCGGUGAAUCAGGGCAGGUCACGAAGGGUCAAAGAUGAGGCCAAAGAUAAUGAGGAAAAUGCCAACAAUGUCCCUCUUGAAGGGUUGUCAAUUCAGCAUCCCCAGGUUGAACCGUUUGGGAACACGUCCUACUUUCAAGGUGCUGUGAACAUGGUGCUACGGCUAAGGAACUCUAGAAAGGAGCUGAAUGACAUCCGGUUUGAAUUCACUCCUGGGCGAGACACCGCCGAUGGCGUUUCCCAGGAACUCUACUCAGCCGGCCUGGUCAACGGGCAAGAUGUUGUUAUUGUUGCUUCUAACCUUCAGAAGAUUGUAGAUGACCCAACUACCUACAAAGUAUUGACCUUUAAGCUGGCUUCCUGCAGCGAUGACACGGAGAUCCCAGACGAGGUGAAGCUGAUCGGCUUUGCACAGCUAAGUGUUAGCUGAUGCCCUCUUCAUGCCUGAAGCAGGUGAGACAGUGGGGAGACAGUUCAGGGCAGACAGACUGAGGAACACACCACCACUUCCUGCAACAUCUUCCCCAACACCCUCCCAGAAAACUCACUCCCCCCUCCUCCCUCACUCCUCUUCACUUCCCCUGAGCCAAGCUCGACUACCGCCCCACCUACACCUCCUUAGCGCCGACUUUCCUGCUCACUGUCCCCUGACCUUUAACCUUAAAAACAUUCCACCGCGUAGCGCACAGACCGGGAUCAGGACACAGACCAGGAACCUAAAGAUGUACUCAGGUGGUGACAUACGUAAGGUGAUUAAGAUGUAGCUUUGAAUGUUUUAUUAAUUUUUUUCUUUUACUCAUUUUUUGUUUCACAUCACAUUGCCUUUGUGUUCAGCAGAGCUCUCAUUAUUUAUUGAAAUGAGAAGGGGUUUUUUUAUGUUGUUUUGUUGCCACAGUGAAAACAAUUUGACUCGCAUCUCACAAACACUUGUGAUGUUUCCCUGAGGUCUUCGUCAGAAUGUAAGAUUCAGUUAAUUUAUUAGGCAAAGCACAUUUUCAUAAUAACAUAAUGAAUGUCUAAAAAGAGAAGGAGUUGUAAUUCUGUGUCAAGACAUGUUUUUACAAUGACAAGAAGGGACCCAUUUGCUUGAGAGUGCAGGAAAAAAAAAGAAGAGACCCUGGAUGCUACUGUGUAUAAUUUGCUGCUCUCGACAGUGCUAAUGCUUCAAAAAUGUUAGAGGUGCCUUGUUCAUUUUUCUGUGCCUAAGAAAGUAGACACUGAGUGAGACCACACAGAGAGCAGAACCUGCUGAUGACCAUUUCAGUUCAAGUCAAGUACCUUAAGUUAAUGAGACGAGCUACAAUGCACUUUUGGGCUGAGUGUGUGCACCCGACAGGCAGAUGCUUAGCCCCUGAAAACAAGUUAACUCGUGCGCUUUUGUCACCAGACAAACAUAACAGAACCUCUCUUCAUGUAAUCUGCUCUGGUUGACGUGGAUCCAGUUUAAUUGGCAAAACCGCAACAGUUACAUUUGUUCUCGCUCUGUCCUGCUGCACUACAAAACCCUUUGUUCCCAAAAAUAUAGUAGUUACUAAAAUGUACUGUAUGACAAUGCAUCUGAGGAUGAAACCAAAAGGCAACUAUUGAAAGGGUGACGAGCCAUCUGUUUGUCCAAACAAGUUCAGUAGCUCUAAAUUAAUCUUUUAAGUAUCGAGGUGGUAAAUAUUAACUUCUACUAAAUUCUUUAUUAUGAAGUAAUUUAUUGUGUUUUCUAUGUACAGUAUGUGUACCAUUUCAGCAUAUUACCCCUGUUCCCUCUCUGUGAUCAGCUGAUGUCAAAUUUCUGACAAGGAGCAACAAUAAAGAAUUGCUAUUAUUUAAAAAA
Molecule: messenger RNA, 3120 nt
Organism: Cottoperca gobio
Lineage: Eukaryota; Metazoa; Chordata; Actinopteri; Perciformes; Bovichtidae
Gene: stk39
Product: serine threonine kinase 39
Exons: 18
Coding region: 208-1725 (505 amino acids)
Biological process (GO): intracellular signal transduction; positive regulation of T cell chemotaxis; peptidyl-threonine phosphorylation
Cellular component (GO): cytoplasm; cytosol
Molecular function (GO): protein serine/threonine kinase activity; ATP binding
Source: RefSeq, a predicted model, not a curated record